ACUUAAAUAAGACACCAAGAUCAAAGAUGUAUGUGACAAGGCCGCUCUCCUUGUACAGAAAAUUUCCUUCAGCAUUAGCAUCAUCUCCUCCGGAGGGUCCAAACUCCGGUCUUCUGGUCAUCCAGGAUGAAGAAGCUGAAGAAACCUGUUGUUUUGGCACCUGCACGAGUAAUGAAGUAACUUCCCUGCCUUUCCCUCAAAACAAGAAGCUUGUGGUUCGUUAUUCCUCUGGCGCUGGACAGCACCCUUCUGUUAGUCGCGAUGGUGUAGUGUUCAUUCCUGUUCUUGAUCAGCCAUUGUCUUCAAACCGAUACUAUGCAAUCAAACCUCGUGGAAGACAUAAAGGGGAAGCUUUCACUAGCUCAACCAAAGAAGAUGGUGUCACCUGCUGCUAUUGCUUCUUUGCUUGCGACGUAGAGUCGGAAGAACCAGAUCACCAUGACAUAUAUCAACAAUUUGAGAUAUGUCCUAGACAAUGGGGAGGCUUCCAUGCCAAAUCCGUGGCCUCAGAUGGAUUUCCUCCAUCUUUCUUGAGAAGAAAAGGGUGGACAGUACAGACCUCAAUUCCGCGCAAUUUCAUAUUGGAUGAAGCACCAGGCCUUGAUACAGAUCUACGAGCCCGCCUACCUGAAUUUAACUUCUCGCUUCGAGGCUCAAACACUAGCUCAGGCAAAGACAAUAGCAGGGUAUGGGAUGCGUGGCUUCGGGGUUGUGCGACUUAAUUUAGGGCCUGCGUGAUCAGCAUAUAUAAAGGAGGAGGGGAAGCAGCACAACCAAUGUGGAGGAAGAGGUGGCUUGCAGCAUUGAGGAAAGAGAAGAAAAGAGAAGGCACCUGACAAGAGGAGAGAAACCCUAAGGAGAGGCUAAUCUAACUUUAAUUAAGAGACAGAUUAUGUUUAUUCAAUUCUUAAAAUAUAUUUUGUUAUAAAUGUUGUUCACUUUA
Rubroshorea leprosula is the source of this 943-nucleotide messenger RNA. Lineage: Eukaryota; Viridiplantae; Streptophyta; Magnoliopsida; Malvales; Dipterocarpaceae. The record is from the annotation of a GenBank genome assembly.